Notothenia coriiceps (black rockcod) is the source of this 639-nucleotide messenger RNA. Its product is annotated as cadherin-2-like. Gene Ontology annotation, cellular component: membrane; adherens junction; catenin complex. The transcript is spliced from 5 exons. NCBI's taxonomy places the organism in Eukaryota, Metazoa, Chordata, Actinopteri, Perciformes, Nototheniidae. The coding region runs from base 1 to 639 and encodes 212 amino acids. Gene Ontology annotation, biological process: adherens junction organization; homophilic cell-cell adhesion; calcium-dependent cell-cell adhesion. Gene Ontology annotation, molecular function: cadherin binding; beta-catenin binding; calcium ion binding. The record is from RefSeq and is a predicted model, not a curated record.
AUGGAUGCAGUGAAGUUCGAGGAUUGCCAGCACAGCAGGGAGGUGGGCUUCAUCAGCAGCGACCCCAACUUCGGCGUGAGGCCCGAUGGGUCGGUGUACGCCGAGCAGGAGCUGGGGAACCUGUCGGAGCCCGUGGAGUUCAUGGUGACGGCCCGGGCGCUCCAUGACCCGCACAUCUGGGAGACCACCGUGAAGAUGGCCCUGGCUGGACAUCCUCAUCCUUUAGCCCUCACCAAGGUUGGCAUUGAAGAAAUGCUGUCAAGAGCCUGGGACUCCCAACCCCGAGUUAUCAAGUUCACACGAAAACAUCAGAGGAGCUCCUCCGUCAAUGGGCUAAGGCGACAGAAGAGAGACUGGGUCAUCCCGCCUAUCAAUGUGCCUGAAAACUCCCGAGGACCCUUCCCUCACAUGCUUGUCAGAAUCCGCUCAGAUCAGGACAAAGCUUCCGGCAUCCGAUACAGCAUCACGGGAGCAGGCGCUGAUCAGCCCCCCAGUGGGAUCUACAACAUAGACCCCAUCAGCGGCAACAUGUUCGUCACCCAACCCCUGGACCGAGAGGAGAGAGCCUCCUUCCAUACCCUGUCAGAGCGCAUUCAGAGAGCAGUGCCCUACCUUCACACAGGCACCUCCAGGCUCUGA